AUGCAAACAAAAUCGUUUUGCUCCCUUGUGUCAAAAGAAAUUCAACACAAGUACGGUCAAAGAAGCCAAAACCUGAAAUCCGAACCAAUUCCCAUGCUUGGUUCUUCUCAACCAUCAACACCUCAACAAUUGGACACCUCCAUCACGAAGACAGCCAAAAGUCACCAACACCUUAACAAUUACCAUUCUCCAACAACUCCAUCCUCGUCUCCUGUCCUAUCCAACAUGCCGCAGACACCAACUAGAAAUGAGCAAGACCAACGCACUCCUCUUCAUGAACUGUCAUUCAUGGCGGCACCUUCUCAUGAGAACAUGUUUCAAACAGAAACAAAAAGCCCCUUGUUUCACGUCGUCAGCAUGAUACUCGACAACAAGCAAAAGGCCAACAAUGAAAACAACAUCAGCAUGCACCAAAUGCAAGACAUUGAUGACUCGCUUCAACAGGCAACAAGAAAUUGUGUCGAUAUAUCAUAUUCGGAGUCUCUUUCUCUUAUCCCUCAUCGAGUCACUAGUACCCUAGACAGAGCAGAAAUCAGGUUAGACGAAAUCAAGUCCAAUCCCUUCGACAUGUUACCAACGGAAAUGCAAACACAUUCACAACAACUGAAUCCGAUGAUGCAAUGCUUCUCUUCAGAGGAGGACUCUCCAACCAACAUUACCACAACAUGCACACAGAGACGACCAACAAUAGCGUCAUCCUCCUUCAUUUAUCAAACCGAGUCCUAUGAAGAGUUGAUACAAGAAGGGUUAUGGACGUUUCGUUCAUGGAACACUGUCUCUCCAGAGUCUGCAUCAUCGAAUACUGCUUGUUCUCCCUAUUCUCCUGCAAGCACACAACCAUUUAUGAUAUCUACAUGCUCUCCAACAACAACAACAAUACUACCAACACCAGCACAACAAUCCACAAUGAUGAUGAUGACGAUGAGAAAUUGCUUUGAAGACUCUCCUCUCAUUCAUCACUCCGCCAUGAAUCUCAAUAAUUCCAAUUUUGGAGCGAGUAGCUCAUGCACACCAUCGUCAGGUCAUCCAAUGAAUCAAGACAAUAACACAACCACAACGACCAACACCUCCCUUCACGAAUUACUUCAUCAUGAGAUUACGAAUUUUGUAACCAGUCAAACCAAUCCAUCACAUCUGUCCACGGUAUCGGAAUAUACAGAAAGUAGCAUCCCGAACACUUGUUCAAGCAGCUCGUACGACAUUCCUGUUGUGAAUAAUACCUCCCUUAAUCCUUGCAAUGUGGGUGUUGUGAAUCCUCUUUCGUUGGCUACAAAAAAGAAGAAGAAGAAGCUGCUGUCUGCUUCUUCAUCGUAUUCGUUAACCACCAGUGCAAAAUAUCCAUCUCAGCAUCAUAAUGCAGAUUAUUGCAAUAAUUUACCUUCCUCUCCACAACAAUCCUCCGUAUUAACAUUUAAUACCAAUGAGUAUCAAAGUUUUUCGCAAGGAAUUCAUGAAACCCAACAGAAACAUCGGAAAAAGAAGUUGAAAUUCACAGAGUUUAAUCCUCAUCAGGUGAAACGAUGA
Naegleria lovaniensis is the source of this 1524-nucleotide messenger RNA. RefSeq lists its product as uncharacterized. Bases 1 to 1524 code for a protein of 507 amino acids. The record is from RefSeq and is a predicted model, not a curated record. The transcript has a single exon. NCBI's taxonomy places the organism in Eukaryota, Heterolobosea, Eutetramitea, Acrasida, Naegleriidae.